AUUCAACAGGCAACAAAGGAAGAAAGGAAGAGGCCGUGAGCUACAAAGUGUUAGCCAACCUAGAAAGAAAGAUGUCACCUUAUUGUGUCAUCCUAGACGGCAAUGUGAACCCGCACGUUUAGAGAAGAGCCCCAAAUCCGGCCACAUAAACGCUUUGUGCUUUCGUCCGUGUGCAGAAGGUGACGAAAGGCGAGCUGACGGUAAUGUUGUCGACUGCAAACGUUAACAAAGCUAGCUGAUUGGCGAAGCGAAGCUAACGUUAGCCAGCAGCCGUCAAGGAGCGAAGCUUUUUAUGAACGUGUUGUACGGGACAAAUGCCAACACCUCGGGGUUGUUUUGCCUUCCAAGACCAACAGGAGUGACCGGCAUCAAAUGAAAGGUAGUGGAAGUGGAACUUGACCCAUCCAACUGAGUCACCAUUUUCCUGCACAUAAUGGGUUUGAUGGGUCCACUGUAUGCAUGACUUGUUUCGUGUGGCCUGAUGGGAGGACACUGUGGAUAGUACUUUCAUCGGGAUACAAGGAGAGCCAUCCCAUGCCCCCAAUUUGGCGGGCCUGUCAGAAUGAAGAAGAUAAGCCUUAAGACCAUCCGCAAGUCCCUCAGCAUAAAGGGCAAAGAGGAGGGUGACUUUGUCAUGCUCCAGCAGCCCUCGGUGACUACAGAGUUUUCUAAGGAAGAGUCACUUUUUGGGGGCUGCUACACCAAAGAGCUUUCUGGCUGUGACCUUGGUGGUGAAGAGGACAAAGGGGGCCAGAAUAAGGGCCGCUCAAAGAGUGAGAGCCUGAUGGGAUCCCUAAAGAGGAGGCUGUCUGCCAAGCAGAAGGCGAAAGUGAAAGGCAGCUCCUCUGCUAUAGGCUCAGUGGAUGACGAUGACACCUUCUCCUCCUCGUCUGUGCCCAUCAGCUUCAACGAGGUGAAAGCCCAGAGACCCCUUAGAUCCGCGUCCCUACGGAGUCACCACUACAGCCCCUCACCGUGGCCUCUGCGGUCAGUCAACUCUGAUGAUGCCUGCAUCAAGAUGGAGGUAAAAGUUAAAGCCAUGGUUCACUCUCCCAGCCCAAGCCCCAACUUAAAUGGUGUCCGGAAAGAAUUUCAUGAUUUCCAGAUGGAAGGGCUCUUUCAGGACCAAGCAGAAUCCUUAAAGAAUCUCCAGCAGCCGCAAAACGGUGAGCUGCAUCUAAAUAUUGAUGAAAAUGACGUGCCUGUGGUGCUGGGGUUAACUCCCCAGGACUACAUCCAGUACACAAUGCCUUUAGAUGAGGGAAUGUACCCGGAAGGGUCCCACUCCUUCUGCCUGGACAGCUCCUGUCCUAUGGAGGUGGGGACUGAAGCGGACAAUGGGUCCCUCCACACAGAACAGGGACAGGAGGAACAUGAACUGGUUAGUGGGAUGCCUCCGGAUCUCUUCAUGGAAACCUCAGUUAAUAGUCUUCUCAUCGGUUCUGCUGGUGUGAUGCUCCAAAGCUCUAGAGUAGAGGUCCCGCCUCCCCUCUCUCCACUCCUGCCACCCAUAACAAGUAAUGGUCAUAUUUCCAGGACAUUUUCAGGGUUCAGCUCUUCAGACAGCCAGGUAGCUGAGAGGGUAAGACACCACCUCAACUUUGACCCAAACUCAGCUCCUGGGGUCAGUCGGGUUUACGACUCGGUCCAGAGCAGCGGGCCCAUGGUCGUCACCAGUCUGACAGAGGAGCUGAAGAAGCUGGCGAGGCAGGGCUGGUACUGGGGUCCCAUCACACGCUGGGAGGCGGAGGAGAAACUGGUCAACUUGGCCGACGGCUCAUUCCUGGUCAGAGACAGUUCGGACGACAGGUACCUGCUCAGCCUGAGUUUCAGGUCACAGGGUAAAACCCUCCACACCCGCAUCGAACACUCCAAUGGACGCUUCAGCUUCUAUGAGCAGCCUGAUGUGGAGGGACACACGUCCAUCGUCGACUUAAUCGAACACUCUAUCAAAGACUCAGAGAAUGGAGCUUUUUGCUAUUCCAGGUCUCGCUUACCAGGGUCUGCAACCUACCCUGUCAGACUAACCAACCCAGUAUCUCGGUUUAUGCAAGUGCGCUCCCUGCAGUACCUUUGUCGCUUUGUCAUUAGACAAUAUACAAGGAUAGACCUGAUCCAGAAACUGCCCUUACCUAACAAGAUGAAAGAUUAUCUGCAGGAGAAGCACUACUGAGGACACAGAGACAGGACAGUGGUAGCAAUUUGCACUUUUGUGUUCAGUUAAGAGAUUUAAACAAGGUUUACAGACAACCACGGUUUUGAGAUGAUUGGUUUUGGUGGCUCUUGAUUUGUGUCCAGGUGACUCUGUCACUGUUAAGUCCUCCAUUCCACUGUUCUGGGGUUUUUUUUCGCUGGUUUUAGGAGGCUCCACUUCCAGAAACACAGGCCAGCACAUAAUCUACUGCAAAAAAUAAAUAAAUAAAUUUAAAAAAAAAAAAGAAUAGGGGUAUACAGCCUAGUUAUCUUAGGUGCAUACAUUGAGUGCAGAUGUUUGACAUGCAUUGCGAUGUAUGGUUAAGUGUUACAUCCGGCUGGGCAAGUAAAGCAGAUUUUCAUGAAUUUGCCAUCUGGGUUUAAGAAAAAUAGAAUUCCACUCUGAAUUUGAAAGUUCUUUGAAUUGUUAUCCACUAAAUUGUACAUUUGAAAGGACGGAAAAGUACUGUUAUAAUGAAGUUUUUAAAUCAAAUUUUAAGCUUUCUGCUGACUGACCAAUUUUGAUCAUCUUUUGCAUUUUAUUACUUGUAAGACUGUGCAAUGUUAUCCUUUUUCGGCAUGAUCAGACUGCAAAUGAGAACAUCAUUCUGCAUUUACACUAUGCAAUUAGUCCAAUAGCAAGGCUUUAUCGUAUGUCAAGGGAUGAUGGGCAUUGCUAAUUUACAAACCUGACUACUUUAUUCAGUGGAUGGUGUUUCUUUCUCAAGUAUUUGACUCUAUUAUGACAUGGUACUAGCUGACAUACUACAGACACAUUUGUGUUUCAGUAUGCUUAGACUGGUGCAGGCUUUAUUUAUGAGUUUGUGAGAAGGAAUUUCCAGGUGUACAACAUGAACAUUUUGUUGCAAAAGAUGCCCAAAAUAUUCCAGUCUGUGAGAGGGUUUAAACAGUUUGGUCAGAAAAGUAGCCUUAAAUUGUAUGGCUGCAUGUAGCCAUUAUAUAAUGUGCAAGCCUGAAGGUACUGACGAUGCUGGAUCUUAAUGUGCUGUUUUUGUAGAAACAGCAUCAAGUUGAUGUAUUAACCUUUUUAGAAAUAUGUUAAGUAAAAUCUUUCUGCAUUAGGAAUGUUACAAAAACUGCACCGCAGCUCAGGCCUAACAACUUUGUCACUAUCUGUAAUGCUUGUUUCUGCAUGUAGUAAAGGCUUUAAGACUGUCAAUUAAUGGCACUGUAGAGUUACUCUAAAUGAGAGAAGAUGUCACGGUAAAAGGGUGGAAGUUUUCAGCUGUGUGGUUUAACGGCAACUCUGAGUAAAAGGCUGUUUAAUGCACCAUUGCAUUUACCGUAGGCAGUUCAGAAGUAAAGAAAAUUGCCCUCGAUUAACCUACAACUGAAAAACAGACCUCUAGUCAAUUGAUGUGAAUCUGUAUGUAGAGAUGGCCGUUUCUUAGUCUCUUAACGCCAGCAAGGAGCUGGAUCCAGAUCAAAGGAAUCCCAGAAAUGGUGUGAGCUUAGGUAAAAAGGACUUGGUAAAGCCAGGGUUAAGUCCUCCUCGCCAUCUUGGAGUGAUGCCAGGGUUUCAGCAUAUGACAAAAGUUCCAUCACAGCUGCAUGGCUGCAUCAUUAAUGUCAUAUGGGUUUCAAGGACGUUUUAAAACAGAAAAAAAAGAAAAGAAGGAUACAUUUUUUGCCAUUGCUUAUUCACAUUGUCCCCACAGAGCUGCACUACCCCACAGAUUGUCUCUACUUGGCUGUUCGUGCCAGAGUAAAGGGAAGAGCACACAGUAUGCUACGCAAGUGCUUUAUAUGGAUACUUUGACAGGGAAUUGUGUUUUCACAUUAUGAAUGAGCAUCUUUUUUGACAUCAGUGUCCUUAAAAGUAUUUGAAAAAUGGUCUCACGGACAACUUUGGUAGGUCGUUAGGGCAUAGUUCUAGUUUUAGUUAGCUGGAAGUGUUGGUGUCUGAGGAAGUUACCAUGAGUCUAGCACAGCAGAAAUUAGAUAGGAACUUUGGAUGGUGUUGCAUGUUUAAAGACAUUUUAAAGCUUUGAGUUGUAUAGGAAUGAAGGAUCUAGGUUGUGUGUUUGGCUGUGUAGAGGGAUGUUUGUUUGUUUUUUCUGUCACAAACAUUGGCUGGACAUUCUGUGUACAAGAAAUGUAUUUUUCUUUUUAGAAUCCUUAUGUGAGUUUUUUUUGUGACAUUUGCCAUCUGGGGAAUGGGGCUGUACAAAAGGAAUGUACGCUUGUUUGAGGUUUCCAUUUUAUCUGCCUGCAGACCAGUCUCAGAAAGCAUGAGAAUCAUAAAAACUACAUUGACACAUUUUUGCACUUGAAUAUUCUCCAUUGACGUGCUUGGAUCCUCUCCUGCCUAGAGUUGUCCUUCAGAUGGCGGUUUUUAAAAAGAAAUGUAGUCACACGUUUGUCCUUCUGUGUUCAUAUAACUGUUUAGAUUAAAUUGAGAUUGUUUUGUUUAUCAUGUCAUAUUCGUGGGAUAUAAAGGGUAAGGCACCAGCAUCAUAUCAAAGCCUCUGCUAAUGCUCACGGGCUGUCAAGGAAUGGGAUCAUGGCAAGAAUGUGGAUGUAAAUUAGAUUUUACUUUUUGGGUGUGUGUGUGUGUGUAUGUGUUACAGUUGAAAUGUGAAAGUAAAAUGCUAGUCUUUUUUUUUUUUUUUAAUACAUUGUUCCUUUUAAUUGUAUUUCCAUUUUAAUUUGCGAUUUUGUCAUCAAACUUUGACGAGCAGAAACCAGUUUCAUAUUGUGUUGCUGCUGUGAGUUUUCUAAAUACGUAUUUAGUUUAUUAUUAAGCAUUAUUGCCUUCAAUGUUUGAUUCCAGAGGUUGAUGCUUGUUCAGACUGCUGAAGCAUUUUGAAUUUAUAACAGCUGUUUAGCACUUAACAAGCUCCAACGUGUUUUUUUUUUUUUUUUGUACAUCUCGGUGAGUGAAGGUGAUUGUUUACAACAUUAUGUUUGGAAAUGCCUCCCCCUCCUCCCUUCCCCCCCAUUUUUUUGUUUAGCCUCUCUCACAUGAACAUCUUGGUACAAUUUUGAAAACUCUAUUUCAUUUUAAUGUGUUAUACACAUUUGUGCUGCUUAUGGAUAUGAUUGCCUUUCUUGUAUUUAACAAUGGGGAAAUAGAAUGUCACCAAUGUAGAUGUUUGUACACAUAAUGACUUUGGUUAUCAUCUUGGGAGAGCAAAGCAGAUUUGCAAUUUGUUAACAACUGUAGUCAGUUAAAAGAGCAUUAGUAGCGAUUAGUAAAACCCUCUGUAGAAUUACCAGUUCACUCCAGUUUACAUUGGUUGUCAACUGUCAACUUUCCAAAGUAGAUGGUCUUUUUGUAUUUUUCUUUUGGAAAAAAUCAACAGUGAUUUUAUUGCACACUUUGGAUACAUUUCAAGAGUUUUUUGUAUCUGCCAAUUAUAAAUUAUAAAUAAAAAAAACUAUAUUCUAA
Morone saxatilis (striped sea-bass) is the source of this 5605-nucleotide messenger RNA. RefSeq names its product suppressor of cytokine signaling 6 (gene socs6a). Gene Ontology annotation, molecular function: 1-phosphatidylinositol-3-kinase regulator activity. Gene Ontology annotation, biological process: protein ubiquitination; phosphatidylinositol phosphate biosynthetic process; regulation of growth. The transcript has 3 exons. Gene Ontology annotation, cellular component: phosphatidylinositol 3-kinase complex. The record is from RefSeq and is a predicted model, not a curated record. NCBI's taxonomy places the organism in Eukaryota, Metazoa, Chordata, Actinopteri, Moronidae. Bases 563 to 2173 code for a protein of 536 amino acids.